AAAAUUCAGGCUGAAUCUACCCAAGACUCAGAACAACUACAGGAAAGAAAAGACAACCAAUCAAAACCCUCAGACACAUCCAUUCAACCAUGGAGUGAAGACGAAAUCCGGAGUUUCCUGCAAGAGUGGGAGUUUCUUCAAUGGCAACACCGUGUGAUGAGGAAGAGGAGCUCCAUUGUGUCAAGGGCAAUUGCUCAGCGUCUCAAGCACAAAGGCAUAAAGAAAACAUGGCAGGAAUGUCUCUCGAUGCUGGUCAGUCUCAAAGACUUAUACUGGACUGUUUGUGAGGCCAAUAAGAAGCCCAGGAGCAAGCCGCUGCCGUGCCCCUUCGGAGACAUCCUGCACAGGAUUCUGGGAUCGAGAUGGGAGGACAACUUCUCAGAUCCUGCCUGCGUAGUUGCUGCUGACCUCCCACCUCCACAGUACCAGCUCUGCACCUUCCAGGUUCCCUUGCAGCAACUGCCAUGGGCUCCUCCACCUGCAUUCUACAUGGGUUACCCUCAGGCACCCAGCUACUACACCUGGGACAUGAAUGCCUUGUAUACGUGGCCAGCACCAUGCCCAUAUCCUGUAUUUCUUCAGGGAGAUGCCAGACCACAGCAAGAGUAGUCAUGUCAGGAUUAAUCUGGCAACAAGAAGAUCCUUAACAGAGAAGUGAUCUACACUGUGGACAUCAUCCACACUUCAGGAUGAACCACUUUGUCG
Ochotona princeps (American pika) is the source of this 705-nucleotide messenger RNA. RefSeq lists its product as uncharacterized. The record is from RefSeq and is a predicted model, not a curated record. The transcript is spliced from 3 exons. The coding region runs from base 157 to 609 and encodes 150 amino acids. NCBI's taxonomy places the organism in Eukaryota, Metazoa, Chordata, Mammalia, Lagomorpha, Ochotonidae.